AUGGAUUUCCAACAUCGUGUAGGGGGAAAAACUGGCUCUGGUGGUGUGGCAUCAGAGGCUGAGGCAAAUCGUGACCGUAGAGAGCGGUUGCGGCAACUUGCUCUUGAAACGAUCGAUCUUAAUAAAGACCCAUAUUUUAUGAAGAAUCACUUGGGGACUUAUGAGUGCAAACUGUGUCUAACUCUACAUAAUAAUGAAGGAAGUUAUCUCGCGCAUACUCAAGGUAAGAAGCAUCAGUAUAAUUUACAAAGGCGUGCUGUCGAACAGGCUCGUGAGGCUCCAUCUACUAUGCAACCAGAACGUGUGAAAGUAGAGCCAAAAAAAUUUAUCAAGAUUGGUCGUCCUGGUUACAAAGUAACUAAACAAAAAGAUCCAGACACUAAUCAACAGUCAAUGUUGUUUCAAAUUGAUUAUCCAGAAAUAGCUGAUGCUUCCGGUGUUAUACCUCGGCAUCGUUUUAUGUCUGCCUAUGAACAGCAUGUUGAACCUCCAGAUAAGCGAUGGCAAUAUUUACUGUUUGCUGCUGAACCGUAUGAAACAAUUGCUUUUAAAAUACCCAGUCGUGAAGUAGAUAAAGACCCGAAAAAACUAUGGACCUAUUGGAAUGCAAGUUCUAAACAAUUCUUUUUACAGUUCGCUUUCAAACUAGAAAGUCAGUCGUCCUCUAGUGCAAUGCUUCGUGAUUUAGAAAUGCAAAAAGCCAAAGCUCAACAUGCUCAACUUCAACUGCAGCUACCACCGCCACCACCCCCACCACCUCCGCCUCCACCACAUGCUAUCGGUCUUCCAAUGCCUAGUUUUCUUCUCAGUAUGCCGAUUAACACUAGUAUGACAAGUAUGCCGCCACCUCCACCGCCUCCACCAGUUAUGGUUAAUGCAGCGCCUGGAGGAAAAGAUUCAAAGACUCUGCUGCCUCCACCGCCGCCACCGCCACCACCACCUUCAUUUUCAAUUGGAGCUCCACCGCCUCCGCCUCCCCCACCUUCAGUUUCAGUAGGCACGACUGGUGCCGGAACAAACACAUCGUCCGCUUCGUUCCCACCACCACCUCCGCCGCCGCCACCAUCUGCUUCUUCUGUCCAGAUGAAUGGGAACUAG
Molecule: messenger RNA, 1098 nt
Organism: Trichobilharzia regenti
Lineage: Eukaryota; Metazoa; Platyhelminthes; Trematoda; Strigeidida; Schistosomatidae
Source: the annotation of a GenBank genome assembly